Molecule: messenger RNA, 986 nt
Organism: Arabidopsis thaliana (thale cress)
Lineage: Eukaryota; Viridiplantae; Streptophyta; Magnoliopsida; Brassicales; Brassicaceae
Gene: TOM20-1
Product: translocase outer membrane 20-1
Exons: 5
Coding region: 60-806 (248 amino acids)
Biological process (GO): protein insertion into mitochondrial outer membrane; protein transmembrane transport
Cellular component (GO): mitochondrial outer membrane; mitochondrial outer membrane translocase complex
Source: RefSeq, marked reviewed
GGAUGGUGAAGUCGUUAACCAAAAGAUAGGCUGAAAUUUUGAGAAUCCAUUGAGAAUCCAUGGAUAAGCUGAAUUUUUUCGAAGAAAUUCGAAAAGACGCUGAAGAGACCUACAAGUUAAAUCCAGAAGAUGCAGAUGUUAGUUUUUAUCUUCGGUUCUUGAUUUUCAGAUAUUGUUUUGCUAGUUUUAGUUUUGUUCUUUGUUCCAUUUUUAGAGGAAUGACUCUUCCUUGGUUUGAUUUCUGUUUUUGUAAUCAAUGGCGGGAAUUGAAAAAUUUUCUAGCACUCUCCUUAACCUUGUAUGUUUUUUUUGCAGAAUUUGAUGAGAUGGGGAGAAGCUUUACUAGAGUUAUCUCAGUUUCAAAACGUUAUAGAUUCACUGAAAAUGAUUCAAGGUAUGCCAUCUCAAAACUCGAAGAUGCAAUAUUGAUUGACCCAAUGAAACAUGAUGCGGUUUGGUGCUUGGGGAAUGCAUACACUUCAUACGCGCGUUUGACUCCUGACGACACUCAAGCUAGAUUAAACUUUGGCUUAGCUUAUCUGUUCUUCGGAAUAGCUGUAGCUCAGCAACCGGAUAAUCAAGUCUACCAUAAAUCACUCGAAAUGGCGGACAAGGCUCCACAACUACACACGGGGUUUCAUAAAAACCGCUUACUCUCACUAUUGGGUGGCGUUGAAACUUUAGCAAUACCGAGCCCAAAGGUAGUGAAGAAUAAGAAAAGUAGUGAUGAGAAGUAUAUUGUUAUGGGAUGGGUGAUUCUAGCCAUUGGCGUUGUUGCUUGUAUUAGUUUUCGAAAGCUAAGGUGAAUGAGCUUGUUGUGAGAAUAUCCACACAGAAGAUAUGGGCAAAGGAGAAAAAGGUUUCAAGCGUAAGACCCCUAGAGCCUAGGGUCUCUCUCUUAUGUUUGAUGUUUUUUAAGAGCUUUUUGUGAGUUUAAAACAAAAGUGGUACCAUACAAUUCCAAGUUAUAAAAACAUUUUUUAUAC